This is a messenger RNA of Trametes versicolor FP-101664 SS1, 1358 nucleotides long. RefSeq lists its product as uncharacterized. Bases 1 to 1284 code for a protein of 427 amino acids. The transcript is spliced from 6 exons. The record is from RefSeq and is a predicted model, not a curated record. Lineage: Eukaryota; Fungi; Basidiomycota; Agaricomycetes; Polyporales; Polyporaceae.
AUGGCCGUGCAUAUGAGCACCGUCAUCUCGCGCGAGCUAGGCCACAUCACCGAGUACCUCUCGAAACUACAGCCGAUUCUCUCUCAACACCCUCUCUUAUACACUAUCUCUGUGUCCCAGAACACUCGCAGCUCUGAUCUCUCCACACUCGUCACGUCACUAAAAGGUCUUUCGCGCGGCUCGGUUGGAUGCCUCUCUGCCGCAAUACCCUCUGCGGGCCCCCCUUCCUGGCGACAACACACUUCGGUAUCUCUUGCGGCUUUUGACGAAAAAUGUGCCACAAUAUUUCGCAGCACUAUCCCAGGGCGGAAGGCCACUCAAGUCGGUCGGUGGCAUGCCAUGCAUAAGGACGUCCAGCCAGACCCUGACGAGCCUGCCCACGACACGGAUGGCAUGCCAAACUGGGACACCGCGCUGUCACAAGCAUACGACGGGCAGGCUCUUCCCGCUGAACUCGAGUCGUUGCGCGCCGAUGACGUGCACAGCAUCCUAUACUUUAGCGACAACGCGCCAGAAGGCCUCACAAGCUCCCUGUCCAAGUUCGGUUCCGCAACAAAACUAGGGCUGAUCGGCACUUCGACACCCUUCGUGACGGGGAGGCCAUACACGCUCUUCCACAACGACAGGAUACACUCCGAUGGGGCCGUCGGCGUUUGCCUCUCUUCAGGCACGCGGCCCACUACCUACAGCGUAUUCCCCGGACUCGAGGCAAUUACACGCCCGAUGAUUGUGACCAGCUCCGAAGGAAACUUGGUCAACUCGCUCGACAACGCAAACCCGUCCGGGCUGCUCCUACACGCCCUCAAGAACCACCCGGCGGUCGCUGGAACCGCGCAGGGCAUCUCGCCAGAGCUACGUCUGUACAUUGGGACACUGCAGCAGAAAGCGGGCGGACACGAGCUGGUUAGGCUUUCCUACAUCAUGUCUGGGGACCCGUCGCGGGGGUCCAUUGCGCUCGACACCGACGCGGCGCCUGCAGAGGGCGCUCUUGUGCAGAUGUUCCUCCUUCCUCCGUCGGCGUCUCCGGACGUCCUGGGCGAGGUUCAAAAAUACAGCGGGACCACAGGGCCUCGCCUCGCUUUCGCCUCGACAUCGCUCGACGAAGCGGAAGCGCGUUCUCUCUCGGAGGAGAUUGAGGACAAUGGGGCCACCGUUCUCGAGGAUACAUUCCUCGCGGCGUCGGAAAACGGCUGCAUCGUCAGUCGAUCCGCAGAGGGAGAGAGCGAGCGCCCGUGGAAAUGCGCCGUCCCUGGAGCGACGAUGGGUCUGCAGUGGGCUGCGUAGAGGAUACAUAUCGCUUUGUUUUAUUGUAACACAGUAAUAACACCCGGCCACCGCUCAUCACAAUCACGUUUUCA